Messenger RNA from Fusarium musae, 540 nucleotides. RefSeq lists its product as uncharacterized. Lineage: Eukaryota; Fungi; Ascomycota; Sordariomycetes; Hypocreales; Nectriaceae. The record is from RefSeq and is a predicted model, not a curated record. Gene Ontology annotation, molecular function: ATP-dependent FeS chaperone activity; 4 iron, 4 sulfur cluster binding; ATP binding. Gene Ontology annotation, cellular component: mitochondrion. Gene Ontology annotation, biological process: iron-sulfur cluster assembly; mitochondrial respiratory chain complex I assembly. Bases 1 to 540 code for a protein of 179 amino acids. The transcript is spliced from 2 exons.
AUGUCCAUGGGCUAUCUAGUUGGCGAGAAUGCACCAGUAGUUUGGCGAGGUCCCAUGGUGAUGAAAGCUAUUCAGCAGCUUCUACAUGAGGUAGAAUGGGGCGGUCUGGAUGUUCUUGUCCUAGACCUUCCUCCAGGUACAGGAGAUACACAGUUGACCAUCACACAGCAGGUCAUUUUAGAUGGCUCUGUCAUCGUUACAACUCCUCAUACUCUUGCCACCAAAGAUGCUGUUAAAGGUAUCAACAUGUUCAAAACAGUUGAUGUCAAUAUCCUUGGCCUGGUACAGAACAUGUCCUUGUUCACAUGCCCUCAUUGUCAUGGAGCAACCAAUAUCUUUGGUUCCAAUGCAAGGGUCGAAAAGUUAUGCCAAGAGCAUCAGAUCGACUUUUUAGGUGAUAUCCCAUUGCAUCCCAAUAUUGGAGAUGACGGGGACAGAGGAAAACCCACAGUAGUUGCAGAACCUACGAGUGAGAGGGCUAGUGCCUUUUUGAAGAUAGUACAAGAUAUCUGCCCCAAAAUCGAUCUUAGCGGUAAAUAG